AUGGAGAAUCAAUCUUCACUUCAGAGUUUUGGAGAGACAUAAAUGAAUAAUAUUUCAUUGUCUAAUCUCCAAUUUAAAUAGUAGAUAUUGAUAUUUUAAAAAGCAAAUGUAUUGUUUUUCUCAAUAAGAGUAGCUUGGAAUUGCAAAAAAUCAAAAUGUCUAAAACUUUUAAAUAAAUUAAUCAGAUAGAACAAUCGAACAAAGCUAUUCUAAGCUAAUCUAAAUAAUAUAAAAACAAGAGUACAAUUGCUAUUUUUGUAAAGACAAUCAACAUAAGAACCUAUUUAAAAUUUAAUGGAUGAAAUGAUAGACUAAAUUUGUUUUACUCAUUUGACUGUUGGAUUAUAGUAAGCCGAAGAAUUAAUAAAAAAUAUAUCUUAAUAUUCAGAAUCAUAACAACUUUAGAUUUAUAAUAAAGAAGCAAUUUUAUUAUCAAAUUUGAUAUAUCAAAUUGAUUGGCCAGAUGAAUUAAGUAUUUCAAUAGAGCAAUAUCAGCAUUAACUUAAUGAACUAACCAAUAAUAAUAAGGAUGCAUUAUAAAGGUAUUCAAAAAAAUACAUUUUUUUUAUUUAGUUUAGAAUAACACACUCAUUAGAUAAACUUAACAGUAUUAUAUACUUACAAUAGCUAAUAAAUUGGAGAAUAAAAAUUGAAAUUGACUAGAUAAAGAAUUUCAAAUUAUCAAAAUGAAUUGAAUUUAUUAAAAUAACAAAUUAUAUCAUUACAGGAUUAUUAAGUUGCUGAAAGUGUUGGGAAAGCAACUUUCAAUGAUUAUAGUAAUUAUUAAAAUUAUUUUUAUUAGAUAAUACCAUUACUGUUAUAUUUGAUAAAUAUUUGACUUCAUCUCCAAUAAAUUUAAGUUUAGAAUAUUUUGGUAAUCUCCAGAGAUUAAGAGAAGAACCAUAUGAUUUAACAACUUAACAGUGCGGUCUCAGGUCAGAUGUAUAUCAAAAGAGUAUGAUUGUAGGAUGUAUUUGAAAUGUAAAUGUGCCAUUAUUGUAAAGAGAUGGUUGAAGUUAAAAAUAUGAAAUAGUGUCAUUAUAAUCAUUUUUCAAUGGGUCUUCAUGAAUACAAUGAAGAUUUUUUGAUUUGUUAAAGAUAUUAAAUAAAUGCCAAAUAAACGCAAUAAUAUUUUCUAGAUUUAUAUUCUGAGAAUUACAUAAUAGAAAGUAUUAAUAUCAUCAAUAUAAUAGAUUAACAAAUUAUGUGUCAAAGAUAUUUUUGUUUAAAAUGUUUAAAGUAUGAUUUUGAUUCUUAUGAAAUUACAUCUUAUUUAUGGAUUUGUCCAUUAUGCAAAGUAUUAUUUUAUUAAUGGAUUUAGGGAUUGUGUACUUGUAUAAGAUGUGAAAGAAAUGAUAUGAUUUACAAAAUGAAAAGACAAUUCUUAGAGUUAAAUGGAGAUUUAGAGGAAAUUUAUAAAUCAUCUUACUUUGAGAGUUUGGUCAAAGAGAAAAGAAAACAAUUAUCUUAAAUAUCUUUAGAGUUUUUAAAAACUCAUAAAAAUGAAUAUGAAGAAAAUCUAUAAUAAAAGAAUAAUAAAAGAUAAUUUCAAAUAAAUUCAAUAAGAAAAAAGAUUAAAAAAGAUGAUUCACAUAUAGUUAAUAAAUGUCAUAAAAUUUAUUAAUUAGAGAGUUCAUCAUCUUCUCUUAAAAUAAAGAGAUCAAAAGAAACAACAUAGAAUAUAAUAAGUAGUCUAGAUUCAAUUAAUUCAUAAUUGUAUAUUUAAUGA
Molecule: messenger RNA, 1729 nt
Organism: Paramecium primaurelia
Lineage: Eukaryota; Ciliophora; Oligohymenophorea; Peniculida; Parameciidae
Source: the annotation of a GenBank genome assembly